AUGGUUUCUGAUACAACAUUCAAUCUAAAAAAUUCAAUUGUUUUUUGUAAGAAAACAAAAUAUGGCCAGAUUGAUUAUUUUAUGUAAGAUGGUUGGCUAAUACUAGUUGAUUCUAGUGUUUCACAAUUAGAAUAUUAUGUAAAGUAAAAUUUUGAAUACCUAAACGCCUUAGAAUCUUUAACCUUAUCUUUUUGUAAGAAAGUUGAUAAAUAAGUGGAUUACAGUCAUUAGAUUGAAGAAACAAGUUUUAAAUUCUUAUUAAUUAACCAAAAGUUACAAAAAGGCUUUUAUGAAUCAGAAGUAAAUUUAGAUGAUGAAAUAGGAAAGCUGAUUGGAUAAACAAGCUUAAGAUAAUUAAAAAUGGAUGUGUAAGUAAAGUCAAACGAAAAAAAGAGACAAACAGGAAAGGAAUUCACUCUCUUUGAGAAAUUAAUUUAUUACUAUACAACAGAUGCUUUAUAUCGUUAAUUAAAUGGAUUAUUUGCUGAAUCAAGUUAUGAAAGUAUAGAACAAAUAAUGUGUACACUGUUUGACGGUUAUUCCAAACUGUAGUAAAAAUAAUUAGCUUAAAAUACAUUAUUCAGAGGGAUAAAUAUUUGGGAUGAGAAAAUCUUCAAUGAAAUCAUGGAUUAAUUAAAAUAAUGUGAAAAAGAUAAAACAUCUAUCUUUUGGAACGCUUUAACAAGUACAACAAUUUAAAAAAGAUGUGCUGAAAAUUUUAUGGGGAAUAAGUAGGGCAUUUUAUUUGAAAUAACAUUAAGUAAAAUAAAUCCUCAUCCGUAUUUUAUAUUAGAAUCAUAUCACUCAAGAUAUUCUAAUGAAAAGGAAGUUCUUUUAUUUCCUCAAUUUUAAUUUAAAAUUGUAGAAAUUAAAACUCAAGGUAGGAACUAUUAUUGUAGAAUCUAACAAAUUGACAAUAAUCUUUCAAUGGCUUUGAAUAGCAGUUAGAGAGAGAAAUAUUGGUAGGAAAGGAUUAAUAAUGAACUUAAACCAAAAUUGCACACCCUUGCUUCGUUUUAACAAAUUAGAAUUAAUGAAAUGCUUUCAAUACAAGUAAAAUAACAAAUUUCUUAAGCAGAUUAACAAUUUACCUUCAAGCAGAAUUCAUCAAAUUAUUUUUAAAGUUUAGUGUCUUAGCUUUAAAAGUUUUGUGAUAAUUAGGAAGUCCAUAUAAAUUAUCUUAGUAAACUUUUAUCACUAAUUACAACUUAGAUCGAUUUUAAUGAUGCUUUAAAUAAAGAAUAUUUAUAAGAGUCAAAGAUAUUAAUUAAAAAAUGUUCAGAACGUUUGAUUAAUGAAUUUAUACUAUUAGUUAAAAAGAUAUAUAACCUUGAAAACUUUAAGAACGAUAUAUAAAAAUUAGUGUAAAAUCGCAUUGAAUAGGUUGAGAUACAGAGCAAGUAGAACUAAGAUAAAAGGGAUUUGAAUGAGGAAUUGCUUUAAAGGUAACAGUUUUAAACACUUACUCCCAGUCCUUAAUAAGAAUAAAAAUAUAAAAGGAGGAUUGGGAUUUGCUUUGAUUCUCUCGAUGAUUCGAAUGAUAAUUAUGAAUAUUUUGAUAAAUGUUUAAGCCUAUCUAAUAAAGACCUAAAGUCAAGUGGAAUAAGGUAUAGUAACAUCUUUAAUCCGGAAUACAAUAAAAGAUGGAAUAAAUAUCAAACAAAAGCAUAGAGAGGACCCCCAUAUCAUAGAUAUGAUUAUAAAUAUCCAACAGAAUGUUUUGGAGUUGGAUUAGAUGUAAGAGUAUACGGAUAAAAUUAAGAUUGGCUUAAAAAAGAUGGCAAUCCAAAUGAAUGGAGAAUUCUGUUUCAUGGCACAAAAUCUGAUAAUGUCAGUUAAAUAGUGAAAAAUGGUUUUCAACCUGGACGUUUUUAGUUUUAUAGAAAUGACAUAUGCCAAGAUGAAUUUGGACAGACAACUAAAGUUGAUGUAGGAAUUUAUUUUGCAGAUUCAAUAGAAUCGGCAUUGGUCUAUGCCCCAUAUGAGAGAAUUUGGGAUAAAACUUAUGCUGUUAUUAUUAUGGUAAGAGCUAAUCCUAGAAAAAUAAGACAAUCCUAAUCUAUGCGAAGGGAAGGCUAUUUUUUAGUUAACGAUUCGGAAGAUAUAAGGCCUUAUAGAAUUCUAUUACACGAGAAAUAAUGA
Messenger RNA from Paramecium octaurelia, 2142 nucleotides. The record is from the annotation of a GenBank genome assembly. Lineage: Eukaryota; Ciliophora; Oligohymenophorea; Peniculida; Parameciidae.